UAUUGAAGUGUUAAGCUUGAGCCCCCUUCUAUUUCAAAAAGAGUUCCAAAACCCUCGUGAGAGAAAGGGAGAGAGGGGUAUUAGCUCCAUUGUUUUUUACAGCUUUGAUGGCGGUUCAGAGUUCGGCUUCUAGCAAAACUCAAGCUUUAGGCAACUCAACUCACAAUCAGUUCUUUAUAUGGAGGGAGUUUUUAUGGGGAGCAGUUGCUGGGGCUUUUGGGGAAGGGAUGAUGCAUCCGAUUGACACCAUUAAGACACGCAUUCAAAGUCAAGCUAUUCUUAGUGGAAGUCAGAACCAGAAAAGUAUACUGCAGAUGGUACGAACAGUAUGGGUUGCUGAUGGAUUACGGGGCUUUUAUAGAGGUAUAGCUCCUGGAGUUACAGGGUCUCUUGCAACUGGAGCAACAUAUUUUGGUGUCAUAGAGUCUACCAGAAAAUGGAUUGAGGAAUCACAUCCGAACCUUGGAGGUCUUUGGUCCCAUUUCAUUGCUGGAGCUGUUGGAGAUACACUAGGUUCUUUUGUGUAUGUUCCAUGUGAAGUGAUGAAGCAACGUAUGCAGGUUCAAGGCACAAGGACAUCAUGGAGUUCUAUUGAUAUGAAAGCCAAUGUUUCUAUGAAGCCUGGUGUGCAAAUGUAUGAUUACUAUACCGGAAUGUUCCAGGCUGGCAGCUCAAUUUGGAAGGAGCAGGGACUAAAGGGAUUAUAUGCAGGAUAUGGGUCGACACUUGCAAGGGAUGUACCUUUUGCUGGUCUCAUGGUUGUGUUUUAUGAAGCCUUGAAAGACUUGACAGAGCAUGGGAAGCAAAAAUGGAGUACCAAUUCAAAUUUCCAUGUCAGUAGUUCCCUGGAGGGACUUGUAUUAGGAGGAUUAGCUGGAGGAUUUAGUGCAUAUCUAACGACUCCCUUAGAUGUUGUCAAAACACGAUUGCAAGUGCAGGGGUCUACUUUGAGGUAUAAUGGGUGGUUUGAUACAAUUCGUCAAAUAUGGAAGACUGAAGGCACAAAGGGAAUGUUUAGAGGUAGCAUCCCUAGAGUUACAUGGUAUGUUCCUGCUUCCGCUCUCACUUUCAUGGCCGUAGAAUUUCUCAGAGACCAGUUCAAUGAAGGAUUGAAUCAUGAUGAUGCACAAGAAGUAGCUCGCUUAUCAGUGGAGAAAAAAGGAUCAUCUUUACCAAAGGUAGCUUAGAAAUACAGAUCAAUAUUUUUUUUUUGGAGGUAUAUGGGGUGGAGUAAUUGCUUUCAUUUUUUGUUUUUUGGGGGAAGGCAAUUAUUAUUAUUAUUAUUGGCUGAAAGGGAAAGCAAUUCUUAGUUGUACACAACUUAUAGUAAUUGAAUAGCAGCUAAAUUGGCAAAUUGGUCUUUUUACAAACAAAAUUACAAUGGAGAAUUUUUUUUAUAUAGAUCGGUUUUAUUGGGCUCU
Messenger RNA from Ziziphus jujuba (common jujube), 1421 nucleotides. RefSeq lists its product as uncharacterized. The coding region runs from base 108 to 1187 and encodes 359 amino acids. The record is from RefSeq and is a predicted model, not a curated record. Gene Ontology annotation, biological process: transmembrane transport. The transcript has 9 exons. NCBI's taxonomy places the organism in Eukaryota, Viridiplantae, Streptophyta, Magnoliopsida, Rosales, Rhamnaceae.